This is a messenger RNA of Magnusiomyces paraingens, 831 nucleotides long. RefSeq lists its product as uncharacterized. The coding region runs from base 1 to 831 and encodes 276 amino acids. Lineage: Eukaryota; Fungi; Ascomycota; Dipodascomycetes; Dipodascales; Dipodascaceae. The record is from RefSeq and is a predicted model, not a curated record. The transcript has a single exon.
AUGAGCAGUGAAAAACGCCAUGCUCGAAUAAAGGCAUCAUUAUGCGACAUUCGCCACAAAGUUACAACAAAUUUAUGCAAUAAGCAAAAUCAUAAAUGCACUGAUCUAGUAGCUUUAUCGGUUGAAAGAGUUGAAACUUGGACAGAAUCAAUUGUUGCGCUUUGCAAUGAAUUGGAGCUGUUGGUCAGUGAUGAGAAAAUUUACAAUCAAGGUAUAUCAACAAGCCAUGAAUUUUUUAUUAAUCAGUACGUGGCUCUCAAUGAUACUGUGCGACGACUUAAAUGGGAACUAAGAGAAAAACAAAUACCUGAAAAUUCAAAAAAAUUGCUGAAACAAGAGUUAAUUUCUAUAAAAGAUCCAGAAGAAAGUACUUUUAAGAAAGAAUCACAACCAGAAGAGACUUUCACUGAAGAACUAGAAACUGAAAAUACUCAAGUCAAGGAACCAGAAUUAGAUAUUAUUCCUAUUAAUGAACCAGGGCCAGCUCAAAAAAGAGUUCACUUUGAAGAUAAAAAUCUCAAUGAAUCUAUCCAAUUUGAAAAGCCAGCAAAUCGUCAAGUCACAAAGUAUAUUGAUGUCAAGAUUCCCGGGUUGCGUGCAAAAAAUAACACGCGAAAGUUAAGUGCCACUCAAGAGUGGGCAGUCAAUACUGGUACGGUAAAUUUGAGACGAGGUGUCAACCGAUAUUCAAGCAUUUUUUCUCAUGAAUACCAAUUUACCGAUUCUGGACUUGUUCGGCUGCAACUUAAAGAAGGAGCUGAGCUGACCCAAGCUGACUACAAAAAGAUGCCAGCAACAUGGACUAUAGAUUUGAACAAUAAUUUAGCAUAA